AGAAGUCUGAGUCCUUUAUCAGGAAAAGUAGUUCAGCUUGUCUGGGCCCAACCCGUUUGUCACCUCUCUAGAUCUCUUGGCGCCUGCCGUGCAUAAUGCCUGGAGACAUGCUCAGCCGCAGUGUCACGGUCCUCUCGGAGAACGUGUUCCCUGAUUUGUAUGAAUCUGGAAUUCUCGACCUUCAGAAGGGUCUUGAGCUGGGGCACUUUACGAGCGUUGAUCUCGUUAAGGCUUAUCUUGCAAGGAUUGAUGAGGUCAAUCUGAAGGGCGCAGCUCUCCAUGCAGUCCUCGAGACGAACCCGAACGCUUUAUCUCAGGCUGCAAAACUUGAUGACGAGCGCAAGUCUAAAGGGAGCAGAGGCCCACUGCACGGCAUCCCUUUGUUAUUGAAAGACAACAUUGCUACACUGCAUGAAGAAGGCAUGAAUACUACCGCUGGCUCCUAUGCUCUCCUGGGUUCGGUCGUUCCCAGAGACGCAUUCGUCGCUGCUAAGCUCCGCGAAGCCGGCGCCAUCCUUCUUGGAAAGGCGAACCUCUCUGAAUGGGCAAACUAUCGCGGAAAGGUUCCCAACGGCUUCUCAGGUCGUGGAGGUCAGACUCUUUGUCCCUAUUACCCGAACGGGGAUGCAUCUGGAUCGAGUUCUGGGAGUGGGGUUGCGAUGGCCGUCGGUCUUGCUGCUGGCUCUCUGGGCUCGGAAACGGAUGGUUCCAUUGUUUCACCAAGCAGCAAGAACAAUGUGGUAGGCAUUAAGCCCACUAUAGGGUUGGUUUCUCGAGCUGGAGUUGUACCUAUCUCAUCACAUCAAGAUACAGCUGGACCUAUGUGUAGGUCAGUUACAGACGCGGCCCUUCUGCUUUCCGUUAUAGCAGGACCAGAUCCUCGAGACACGGUCACGUUGUACCAACCUGGUGUUCUCCCUGACUACAUGAAAGCGCUCGAUCCGAACGCUUUGAAAGGCAAGCGACUGGGAGUGCCGCGGAUAUUCCUGCGCGACAAUAAAGCAAUUCUGGAAGCUUUCAACGCUUCUUUAGACACCUUCCGGGCUCUCGGCGCGGAGAUCGUAGAUCCGGCUGAUUUCCCCUGUGCCGAGGAGAUGAAGGAGUCACAGGCAGAAACACUCGUGCUGAAGACAGACUUCAAGGCUGAUGUGGCCGAGUAUAUUUCGGGGUUACUUGAGGUUCUUACUGGCGUAAAGAACCUCGCAGAUUUGAUCGAGUUCAACAAUACCCACGCAGACUUAGAGCUUAUACCACCAUACCACGACGAUCAAUCUAGGUUUAUUGCUGCUGAAGCGACGGAAAAGAACGAUGCGUAUUAUGCAGCUUUAGCUGAAGAUUUCGAUUUAGGCCGGAGACGAGGCAUUGAUGCAACUCUCCAAAAGUUCAAAUUGGACGCAAUCAUUCUUCCUACUGAUGGGACUGCCUCGAAACCUGCAGCGAUUUCCGGCUACCCUAUAAUCUCAGUUCCGCUGGGCUUCCAGCCAGAUAAUGUCGAGAUAUUGCCAGUUCCCGCUGCACCACUGCACACACAAGCUCCAGGCCUUCCGUUUGGGAUAGCCUUCAUAGGCACCGCAUACAGCGAAUUCAAUCUUAUUGGCUUCGCUUAUGCGUUUGAACAGGCUACGCAGGUCCGUUUGAAGAGAAGGGCCUAUGCUGAAGCAAUUCCCACGACGCAGAUUAAGGAUGUGCUCUCUAUUUGAACAAGGAAGGAAUAUAUGACUGGCGCGUACAACAAUUAUGUACUUUUUUUCUAACCAUACUUGGAUUCAUCGUGAAACUGUUCCAGGUCUUGUAUACAGUCGAAUGAGCACGAGGCGUCACAUCAGUGGUAGUCCGUGGAAUAGAUUUCAAAUUGAAGUUAAGCGCAAACAUCAUGAAUUACAGGAUUCAUCAAGCCCGCGUCAACCCGAGGAGACGCCUGAAAUUAGCCAUCCGAGUCCCAUGCCAUGCCACCUGAAUCUGUAUUAAUAUUGCACAUGGGGAAAUGUCGUGACGGGGCCCGUAAAGACUUCACCGAGACUUGCAGAUGCGAUUCACGAUCCGAGUCGAGGAGUCAUCGACAUCUUUAUAUUUGGCUUCCAGAUCACCAUAUGUUGAAUUAUCGCCGGGGAUCAGAGGCGUCCCCCGAACUCGAUCAAAUCUAGACCACACUGUGGCAGUGAGUCGUC
Suillus fuscotomentosus is the source of this 2168-nucleotide messenger RNA. Its product is annotated as amidase signature domain-containing protein. The record is from RefSeq and is a predicted model, not a curated record. NCBI's taxonomy places the organism in Eukaryota, Fungi, Basidiomycota, Agaricomycetes, Boletales, Suillaceae. The transcript is spliced from 8 exons. The coding region runs from base 96 to 1700 and encodes 534 amino acids.